GAAGUAAAUUUUUAUGUUUUUUGUUUGUUUUGUUUGUGCGAGAGAAAUAUUGCCUGAAACAUAGAGAGAGAGAGAGAGAGAGCGAACGAGCGAGAAGUGGUGCUAGUUGUCGAACCACAUGAACACAAUGCCACCGGAAAUGUCCACAACAACGGUUGUAGCACCCGUUGGAACAGCGCCCGCAGGCAUCAUUGCAUCCAGCGCCGUCGGCAUGCCGCGUGAUUCGCCACCAGCCACGGUCGGAGCAGCAAUUGGCGCCACAACCACCGCCCAGGCGACACGUUCGCGUUUCAUGAUCACCGAUAUAUUGGCGGGUAGUGCCGCCGCCGCUGCUGCUGCUGCUGCCGCCGCUGCGGCAAUGGCUGCUGCCUCAUCAUCAUCAGCCUCAUCCGGACGACGUAGUGGCUCAUUGACGCCACCCGAAACCGAUUGCUAUGACCAUCGGGAUAGGCUUAAGGAACGCGAUCGUGAUCGUGAUCGAGAGCGGGACCAGGUGGCUGCUGCGGCUGCUGCAGCGGCAGCGGCGGCGGCAGCCGCUCAUCAACAUCAUCAGCAACAGCAGCAACAAUUGCAACAUUAUCUGGUGCAACAGCAGCAACUUUUGCGCUUUGAGAGGGAACGGGAACGUGAACGUGAACGUGAACGUGAGCGGGAACGGGAACACUAUCGUGAACGGCAUUCACCGACGAGCAAUGCCCUACACUCACAUCAUCAGAUGGCUAACCAUUUACCUCCCAGUGCGCUUUUGGCACAUUUUCCGGCCUCCCACUAUGCCAUACAUCCGCAUUUGGCAUCAGCUCAGCCGCCGCCGCCGCCGCCGCCGCCGCCGCCCUUGGGCCCACAUCCGCAUCAUGGCCAGCAUCCGCAUGCUCAUCCCCAUCAUCCGCAUCAUGCCCAGCAACAACAACAACAUCAUCAUCUUCAGCUGCAACAAUUGGAGGCGCUGCAUCGCCAGCACGAUGAACGUUCGCGUUCACCUUUAACACUCCAACAAUUGGGCAAUAAUAAUAACACAAAUACGAAUAAUAAUAAUAACAACAACAACAACAACAAUAAUAGUGUCAGUAGCUCUCAAAAUGGCAAUGCAAGCGGCGUUCUUCUUGGCGCCGGCACUGGCAGCAGCAUUAGCGGUGAUCAGGCCAGCACAAUUGAUGACAGUGAUAGUGAUGAUUGUGGUGGCAAAGAUGAUGAUGGUGAGGAUAGUAUUAAGAAUGGCAAUGGAUCGGCCAAUGGUGAUUCAUCUUCACAUUUAAGCUUGAGUUUGAGUAAAAAGCAACGUAAGGCACGGACUGCAUUUACGGAUCAUCAGCUACAGACUUUGGAGAAAUCGUUUGAGCGUCAGAAAUAUUUGAGUGUUCAGGAUCGUAUGGAAUUGGCGAAUAAGUUGGAAUUGAGUGAUUGCCAGGUGAAAACUUGGUAUCAAAAUCGCAGAACUAAAUGGAAAAGGCAAACGGCUGUGGGAUUGGAAUUACUUGCCGAGGCUGGCAACUAUGCGGCUUUUCAGCGUUUGUAUGGCGGUGCCACGCCCUAUUUGAGUGCUUGGCCAUAUGCAGCCGCUGCUGCGACACAAUCACCGCAUGGCGGUGCCCCGCCCUCAGCAAUUGAUAUCUAUUAUCGUCAGGCAGCAGCGGCAGCUGCCCUGCAAAAGCCAACGCUGCCCGCCUCCGCCUAUCGGAUGUAUCCGACCAGCAUGCCGCCCGGCAUGGCCAUACCAGGAAUGCCACCGCCACCGACUGGCCUGGGUGGCUACUAUGCAGCCGCAGGACAGGCCCCACCAGCUCCACCCCAACUACCGCCGCCGCCACCCUCAUCGGCGGCAGCCAGUCAAUUGAUGGGCCAGCGAUCCGAACGUUCGCCGGCCACCAGCCAGAGCGCCAAUAGCGAAACGGAUGGAGACAGGGAACGUGAAAGCGAAUCGUUACGUGGCCUAACGAUGUCUGAUGCUGGGGCGGAGGGCAUACAUUUGCAAUCGCCCAGUCCACCACUGAAUCCGGGUAGUCCACCGCGUCGCGAGAGGGCAAUGUUAUUGGAGCACGACGUCGACGAUGAUGACGGCGAUAUAGAAGGAGACGAUGAUGGAGGCGGCGGUGGCGGCGGCGGCGGCGGCGGCGAUGAGGCUCUGGGGGAAAGAGGUUCAAGGAAAAUACUGCGUAGCGAUAACGAUGAUGAGGACGAUAAUAGUGAUGAGGACGAUGAGGAUCUGGCUCUUGAGGUGUGAGUGCUCUGUCUCUGUGUAAAAACAACAAAAAAACUGGCUUUAAGCUGGAUCUCAGAUUGUAACUAAAAAUAUACACAAAUAUCUAUAUAUAGAUACAAACAUACAUA
Messenger RNA from Drosophila willistoni, 2325 nucleotides. RefSeq names its product homeobox protein B-H2 (gene B-H2). Bases 119 to 2218 code for a protein of 699 amino acids. The record is from RefSeq and is a predicted model, not a curated record. Gene Ontology annotation, biological process: regulation of DNA-templated transcription. The transcript is spliced from 3 exons. Gene Ontology annotation, molecular function: DNA binding; DNA-binding transcription factor activity, RNA polymerase II-specific. NCBI's taxonomy places the organism in Eukaryota, Metazoa, Arthropoda, Insecta, Diptera, Drosophilidae.